AUGGCCGACGGUAAAAGAGUCUUCUUGUCGACACUGAACAAACCUGAAUUGAUUAAAGAGUUAGAAGCUCGUGAUAUCAUGAUUCCACCAAACGCGAAAAAGGAAGCUCUAGCCAGUCUUCUUCGUUCUUAUCACCGCCAAAAUAAAACACCUUUUGUCGUUAUGGCACCAGACUUCAUUCAAAGUCAAGAUGACAAUGAUGAAGAAGAUCAAGAUCAAGAAGCUGAAAAUGAACAUAUGUCUGAUAAUGGUGAUGGUUCAUACCACGAACAGAGCAAUCAAACAUCAAGAAGAACGUCACCAAGAAGAAGUCACAGAACAAGUAGAAAAUUUAUAAUCUCAGAAGAGCUUAAGAAGGCGGCCCAGUUGUUGUCAUCAACGACCGAGUCACAAGCCAAAAUACCAAGUGGUAAACCAAAUAUAACCAGCAUAAUCACACCAAGUCAACCAACGACACCACAAUUUGGUAGAAAGAAUAAAACCGACAAUCGUGGUUAUCAUUCAGAUAAUAGAAAUAACCGUAACGAUAGCUAUUGGAUAUCACUCGAAAAUGGAUCAUCGGCUGAGAGCCAAGGAUCACAAAAAAAAACAACAAGAACAAUAGCUGAAGUACAUAGACAUGAACACGAAGAUAUUCAACAUCGUCAAUCAAACAUGAAAUCAAACUCUAAUGAAUUCAGAAGACCUGUUGUGCCAAAAACGAACUCAAGCAAGAUCAACAAAAGACAAGAUCAUGUCAACAGUUCCAGGCCUCAGGGUGAAUAUAUUAGAGGUGGAUCACCAACUAAUUAUGAUAAAGAAUAUCUCAGUGAUCAUGCUGAAUCAAGAACAAGAUCGCAACACCAGAAAAAAAAUCUCCAAGACAAACCAAGAUAUCCAAGAGAUUCAUCAUCAGAUAGUUAUGAAUCCUACGGAUCGAAAUCAAGAAAUGCCUCAAGGAAACGUACCGCGUUUCCAAUACAACUAACGCAUACGCAAAACGAAAAACGUAUCUACCAAGAUCAACGGUCAAGACCACAAGAAAUAUCAAGACCUAGUCACUUUAGGGAUACAAAUUUCGUUAACCCAAGAAAUAAUAAGUAUCAACACAAUAAUGGUUAUGAAUAUUACUCAGAUAACAAUUAUGAGGCAAGACCAAGAUAUAACUAUGAAACAAUGAUCAAUCAUGACAUGAGAAGACCUAACGACUAUCAAGACGGAUGGCGUGGUGAGAGUCGGAUCAUGGAUAAAGUUAGAAAGUGGAACAUCACGUUCAACGGAGACGAAGAUGCUGUAAUGUCAUUUCUUGAAAGAAUUGAAGAGGUAACUUGCUAUUACCAAUUAACCCAAGAAGAGUUAAUUAAAGGCAUACCAAUGUUUUUAAAAGACAAAGCUAGUGAGUGGUACAGAAAUAACAUGAGAAUGUGGAAAACCUGGGAGGAAUUUGCUUAUGACUUGAAGAGAUAUUUCGCCCCAGGUGAUAUUCAUAUGCAACUCGAAGAUCGUAUACGUAAUCGUGUCCAAGCAAGUAAUGAAUCAGCAAAAGUAUACGUGACACAAUUACAAACACUGAUGAGAAGACAUGGUGGUAUGAAUUACACAGCUCAGCUAGACCGUUUGUGGAGAAAUCUACGUCCAGAAUACAAAAGAUAUAUCAGACGAAGUGAUAUCUAUGAUAUAAAUGACUUGAUCCGUUUAACUGAUGAAUAUGAAAGAAUAUUAGCUGAUGAGAAAAAUUAUAAAACGGUUGUAAAGGCCGAACCAGAGAAAAAGAAGCCUCCGCAAAAACAUGAAGUGGCUGCCUUGGUGAACACACCAUUUGUCAAGUUUGAAUGCUGUUGGCGUUGUGGUCAACGUGGUCAUCGAAGACCAGACUGCCGAAACUCAGUCAAGAAAUUCUGUAUAGAAUGUGGGAAGUUAGGAGUCUGGACAAAAGAAUGUGGUUGUCCUAGAGAACCACGACCACCCGUAAAAACAAACGAAUUAAAUCAAGAACAACGAGCAAAACAACAGACUAACUCACUACUGUCACCAGCUGCAACAAUAUUUAAGCCAGCAGAUGUAAUACCAUCAAUGCCACCACAACCAAAAUUGCAACAACCAAAAUUUCAACAACAAACGAAGCAACAACCAAGUACGAGUCAACAGCAAGUUUUAUACGUGGACGAUAACCGAAUAUUUGUUGAUGUAAUAAUUGGAAACAUUAGUUAUAAAGGGUUAAUUGACACUGGCGCAGGUAGAUCUUUCAUUGGUGGUCCAGUAUGGAGUAACAUCCAGCAAAGAAACUUAGCUAAGUUAACACCGUCACUACAGUGUGUUACAGUAGCAGACGGCAAUGCCGCACAAAUAGAUGGACAAAUAAUUAUUGAAGCUAAUGUGGCCGGUAAAAUUGAUAAUUAUUCAUUCCUGGUCAUGCCAAAAUUGAAAGCUCAAAUAAUUCUAGGAAUCGAUAUCCUGAGACAAAUUAAUCUAGAAUUGCAAUUUGGUUCGACAAUAGAAUUAAAUACCAUUGAUCGCAAUGAAGCAAUGAUUAAUAACAUCAGUAUCGAAACCGCUAAAAAGAUAAUACAAGAAGAAUUAAAGAAAUUUGAUAAUGUCACAGGUCGUACUCACUUGGUAACACAUACAUUGAGACUGAAACCUGGUAUUGAACCAAUAAAAACCAGAUACAGUCCACGUAACCCAGUCAUGCAAGAAGUUAUUAAUAAAGAAACAGAUAAAAUGUUAGAAGAAGGAGUCAUAACACCAUCUAACAGUCCAUGGAGUUCACCAGUUGUAUUAGUCAAGAAGAAAAAUAAAGAGUACAGAUUUUGUGUCGACUACAGAAAAGUCAAUAGUGUCACGAUUAAAGACGCGUAUCCAUUACCACAAAUUAAUGCCACUUUGGAUAAGCUAAGAAACUCAAGAUAUUUUUCAACAAUCGAUUUAAAAAAUGGUUACUGGCAAGUACCAAUGGACCCAGAAAGCCAAGAAAUCACUGCGUUUACAGUACCAAAUCGUGGGUUAUUCCAAUUCACAGUCAUGCCAUUCGGUUUACAUUCAGCAAGUUCUACGUUUCAACGUCUUUUAGACCGGGUGGUGGGUGUUGAUCUGGAUCCAAAUGUAUUCGUUUACCUGGAUGACAUCGUUAUUUUGGGUACCACGUUAGACGAACACAUCGAAACUUUGAAAAUAAUUUUACAAAGACUGUACAACGCUGGAUUAAAAAUCAAUGAAGAAAAGAGCAAAUUUAUACAAACAAGUAUAAUAUAUUUAGGUCACGUUGUUGACGAACAUGGUAUACGCGCGGAUCCAGAAAAAAUCAAAGCUAUAACUAGCUUGCAAGAACCAAAAACAGUAAAAGAGGUUAGACGUUUCAUCGGCAUGAUAGGAUGGUAUCGCAGAUUCAUCCCGGAUUGUUCAACGUUAACACAACCUCUAACAAAACUGAUACAAAAAGAUAUACCAUGGUCCUGGACCACUGAAAAUCAAGAAGCUUUUGACACAUUGAAGAGCAAGAUAACUGAAGCACCAGUACUCGCACCACCAGAUUUUUCACUUGAAUUUAUUUUACAAACUGAUGCCAGUGAUGAUGGGUUAGGCAUUGUAUUGACACAAAAGAAAGAUAAGUCAACCGAACACGUAAUCGCAUAUGCCAGCAGGUCAUUGACUAAACCAGAGAAAAAUUUCCACACUACGGAAAAAGAAUGUUUAGCUGUAGUGUGGGGAAUAAAAAAGAUGAGACAAUACCUCGAGGGAUAUAAAUUUAAAGUAAUCACUGAUCAUCAAUCAUUAAAAUGGCUGAUCAACUUAGAAAAUCCAGGUGGACGCAUUGCAAGGUGGUUACUUUAUUUACAACAAUUUGACUUUGAAAUUAUUUAUCGUAAAGGUGUUGAUAAUGUCAUCGCCGACACUCUAUCAAGACAACCUAUAGAUUACGAUAACGACGAAGAGGAAUUUGAAGGUGAGCAAGUCGUACUUGCAAUCGAGCCAGACCAACAAUGCAACUGGUAUCGGGAAAUGUUGGAAAACGUCUUGUCAAAACCUGAAAAUUACCCUGAUUACUGUGUCAAUGACAAUUUACUGUAUAAACAUGUUCACGCUAGCCUUGGCUGGACUGAACAACGCAAAGAAGCUUGGAAAGUAUGUGUACCAAAACCUCUACGUCGGAAAGUCAUACAAGAAAACCACGAUACUCCGACGGCAGGACACCUAGGAGUUGCCAAGACAAUAGCUCGUACCGCCUUAAAUUAUUAUUGGCCUGGCAUGCAACGUGAUAUAAAAACUUUUAUUCACGAUUGUGGUAAAUGCCAACAAUUUAAACCAAGCCAACAGGGCAAGGUUGGUACAAUGGGCACCACGGUUGCUACUGAACCAUGGGAAGUCGUAUCAACAGACAUUGUCGGACCAAUCACUAGGUCGUCAGAAGGUUACACACAUUUCAUUGUAUUUCACGAUAAAUUUACAAAAUGGAUAGAGGUAAUACCAGUACGUAAACCAACGAGUAAUGCAGUUAUUAAAGCAUUGAAAGAUAAAAUAAUACUAAGAUUUGGAUGCCCAAAAAAAUUGUUAAGUGACAAUGGCUCACAAUAUACAAGCAAAGAUUUUGCAAAAGUUUUAAAUGAUUACGGUAUUGAGCAUUUAAGAAUUCCUCCUUACUCACCACAAUGUAAUCCAACUGAAAGAGUUAAUCGAGUAAUGAAGACAAUGAUUUCACAAUUCGUUGAAAAAACGCAAAAAUCUUGGGCAAAAUAUUUACCAGAAUUAACAUUCGCAUAUAAUUCUGCUAAACAAGAAAGCACUCAAUGUUCUCCAGCGUAUUUGAAUUAUGGACGUGAAUUAGAACAACCUCAGACAUUACGUAAAACCAUGGAAACACAAAAUCCCAAUGUAAAACCAGACCGAGAAAUAGCAAUUUCAAGACUUGAAGAAACCAUGGAAUUAGUCAAAGUAAAUUUGGCUAAAGCAUAUACAGCACAAGAAAAGAAUUUUCGAAAAAAACACAGGGAAUGGUGUCCACAAGUUGGUAAUACAGUUUGCGUCCGUAUGCACCCGCUCUCCAGAGCCAUCGACGGAAUAAGUGCCAAGCUCAUGCCUAAAUUCUCAGAGCCUCAUAAAGUGACAGGAAUAAUUAGUCCAGUGCGCGUUGAAAUCCAAGACAAUCAGGGGAAAAAAUCACACGUACAUAUUAAAGACUUAAAAGAAAUUUAA
Molecule: messenger RNA, 5169 nt
Organism: Aphidius gifuensis
Lineage: Eukaryota; Metazoa; Arthropoda; Insecta; Hymenoptera; Braconidae
Exons: 1
Coding region: 1-5169 (1722 amino acids)
Biological process (GO): DNA integration
Molecular function (GO): nucleic acid binding; zinc ion binding
Source: RefSeq, a predicted model, not a curated record